Molecule: messenger RNA, 2034 nt
Organism: Onthophagus taurus
Lineage: Eukaryota; Metazoa; Arthropoda; Insecta; Coleoptera; Scarabaeidae
Gene: Cow
Product: Proteoglycan Cow
Biological process (GO): anatomical structure development
Molecular function (GO): collagen binding; calcium ion binding; extracellular matrix binding
Source: RefSeq, a predicted model, not a curated record
GGCAGAGCGGAGUCGCGCCUCGCGUAGUGUGCACAGAACGACCCGGGGUUUCUUUUUUUUUUAUUAAAAAAAAUACACUUCUCGAAGAACGUAUUAAACGAACCCGUGUGAAUAAAACGUCUUUUAUCGACGUCGAUUAAGUCGAUUCAAAGGAAAAACUCAGUUGAAGAGAUGCGGUUCGCCGCGGUGGUGUUGGUCGCGUCCGUCGUCUUGGCGGUCGGAAGCGCCGAGGGCAAACGCAAGAGGAAGUUUGACGGAGACUUCGAGUUCGCCGAAGAGGAUGAUGUUAAAUCAACAAAAUCAUCGGGAGAAAAGAAACGAUGGAUUCAUGAUCCAACAAGCGAUCUUUGUAGACCGUUAAAUUGCAAGAAAAAAGAAAUGUGUUUACUUGAAGAUGCUUUUACAGCGGUUUGCGUUUCCAAGAAGGAAUUACAAAAAAACGGUGACGUUGUAAUACCGAAAUCAAUGGCUCAAAUUGAAGAUAGAAAACGAUUAGAAACCCGAAAUGGAGGUGGUGAAGAAACGGAUGACGAUGUCUUUUACGAUACUGAAGAUGAUUCAGACGAUGAUGAAACCGAAGAGGAUCUAAGCGAUUCAAUAACGUGUAAACCAUGUCCAGUAGUGAAACCAACGUUUCUUUGCGGUUCCGAUAAUCGAACAUAUUCGUCUUUAUGCCGAUUGGAUUAUCACAACUGUAUUCAUCAUACAAAUAUACGGGUGGGAUGUAAAGGUUUUUGCCCGUGUAAAACUGAGACGACAGACGUUCAUUUACGCAAAAAACAACGUCAGCAAGAACGUCUAAACUCAUUUAUGAAUAAAUACAAAGCGACUUUAGAUAAAAGCGGAACAAAUUCCGGUUCGAUAACCGUAGGGAAACCAGCGCCAUCAUCAAAAUCAGAUUCGGUUUAUACAUUUACUCCACAGGAUUUUAAAUACGAAAAUAAACAUUAUAAAUAUAUAAAAUACACGAAAUUCAAUAAAGAUAAUAACGGUUAUUUAUAUUCUUCUUCUUCUGAUGAUAAAGAUAAAAUUUAUAAUGAAGUAAUUGAUAAUAAAUUAUUUAAUAACAAUUUAAAUAUGAUCCCCGCUACACCCCCAGCGAAAGAAUGUUCCGUUUCCGCUUUACAAUCGAUGGGGAAUCGAUUACUCGAUUGGUUCUCUGUGAUAAUGGCCGAUUCGUCGAAAAGACGGAGAAAUAGAAAUAAAUCGAAAAAGGGAAUCGCGAUUUAUUUCCCCCCGGUUUGUAAGGGCGAAGUGCGGUGGAUGUUUCAACAUUUAGAUUUAAACGGUGACGGCCGGUUGAAUUUACAAGAAUUAUACGAUUUAGAACACGAUCAGAACGAGGUAUGUUUGAAACCGUUUUUACAACAAUGUGAUGUCAACAGGGAUUUUAACGUGACACCGAACGAAUGGUGUCGAUGUUUUCAACGAACUGAACGACCGUGUGCUGCUGUUAAACGCAAAAUUACCCCGGAUUUAUUAGGUGCGUACAUUCCCGAAUGUGACCAACAAGGUUAUUAUAAACCAACACAAUGCCACGGUGCGAUAGGAAUGUGUUGGUGUGUUGAUAAACACGGCGUUGAAUUCGCAAAUACCCGUACACAUUCAAAACCAAAUUGUGAAAAUUUGGUAAAUAAAGCUGAUGAUUUGCAACCAAAUAGUGGUAAGAAAAAUAAUAAUAAAAAUUCAGAAACGAAUGAUGAUGAAGAUGGGGAUGAUGUUGAUCAAGAUAUAGAAGGGAGCGCGGAUCAUCCGGAUAAUUAUUAAAUUAUUAAAAAUUUAAGAUCUAAUUGAAAUGAUUAAGAAAAACUGUCCAUUUUUUCGAAAGAUUCUCGGUUUUUCUCGCUUGGUUUUUUGUUGUCGUCGAUUUCUCAUCGUCUCGAUAUAUUUAAAUUACAAAAAAAAAAGAAAAUGUAAGAGUAGCGUGUACGAAUGCGAGAUUAAAACCGACGAAAAAAGCUUUUUAGCGUCGUACUGAGUGUGUAACAUUCCUCUAAUAAACGGCUUUUAAAUAACUAUUAUUAUUAAAAAAAA